Messenger RNA from Rotaria sordida, 771 nucleotides. The record is from the annotation of a GenBank genome assembly. Lineage: Eukaryota; Metazoa; Rotifera; Eurotatoria; Philodinida; Philodinidae.
AUGCAAAUACGAACAAUGUUAACAUUUUAUGGUCACAGAUCCCGAACCCAAUCGUACGCCUAUCAAUAUUUAAGUUGCCAUGUAUUUGGAACGAUUUAUACAAUACUUACUUCAGUCAGUCUAUGGACUUCUGCUUCCUUUGCUUUUGAACGUACAUUAAUGGAAUUAUUUUUCUUUAAAUUAUUUGGUACAACAAGAAAACAUGCUUUGGUCAUGUCAUUCAUAUUUUUCAUAUUUAUUCCAUUAUGUCGCAUACCAACAAUAUUAGGUAAAAAAGUUUUACCUGAUCCGACUAACAUAUCUUUGUUUAUUUGUACUUAUCGUAUGUCAUCAUUGUUAUUAAGAUUUGAACAAAUACAAGCAUGGAUAAACAUGCUCGGUCCAUGCUUUGUACAUUUUGUAUCAAACAUUCUCACGUGUAUAAGUACAGCUCGACGAAAAGUCUAUCUAUCUAAUAGUAGCAAUAAUCGAUUAAGUUGUUGGCAUGCAUGGUUACACCAAAUAUCAUUACAUUGUGAUUAUUUUGUUUGCCCAUUAGUCAUUAUACUGUGUCAAUUACCACAUUUAAUAUUUUUCGCCAUAACCAACACGUUACAUCCAUGUUUAGAACCUAAAUUGAGUGCCUAUUCACAUUUACAUAUUCUAUCAGGUUUACUAAUCACUGUACCUCAAACAUUAACGUUUUUUAUUUUUAUCUAUCCAUCAAAAUCUUAUAUGGGUGAAUUUUAUUCCUCAUCGCCAAUUGGACGUUUUUUACAGAAAUUAAAAUGA